Messenger RNA from Postia placenta MAD-698-R-SB12, 366 nucleotides. RefSeq lists its product as hypothetical. The coding region runs from base 1 to 366 and encodes 121 amino acids. Lineage: Eukaryota; Fungi; Basidiomycota; Agaricomycetes; Polyporales; Adustoporiaceae. The transcript is spliced from 3 exons. The record is from RefSeq and is a predicted model, not a curated record.
AUGCGCCUCGCCAACUCCUUGUGUGUUUUGGUGCUCUGUGCUUCUCCUGCCAUCAAUGGACAGAGCGACUUGAAGGAAGUAAAGGUAGCAUUCAAUGAUGCCCAAAUACCUGCAGACGCACAUAUCACGUUUGAUCCUAGUGUCUUACUGCAAGUCAACUUUCCUGCCCACGACGGAUCGAACGGAACGGUCCUAGAGACUCCCGGGACACAGCUGUCUGUCGCAGCGGUUGCCCCGUUUCCCUCUUUCGCGUUGAAGGGGAACCAUCUCACCACGAGCGGCCAGUUUGUGAUCAUGAUGUUCGACCUUGAUGCGCCCAUCCCAAAGUUGUCCCUUCAAGUUCAUUCAGUAACGGCACAAGACUGA